Messenger RNA from Priapulus caudatus, 910 nucleotides. RefSeq names its product erythroid differentiation-related factor 1-like. The transcript has 6 exons. The record is from RefSeq and is a predicted model, not a curated record. Lineage: Eukaryota; Metazoa; Priapulida; Priapulimorpha; Priapulimorphida; Priapulidae. The coding region runs from base 1 to 831 and encodes 276 amino acids. Gene Ontology annotation, biological process: positive regulation of DNA-templated transcription.
AUGGAAUUUGAGUCUUAUGAUGCUUUGGCGUUUCGCUGGGCGUACGGAUUUGAGUCGAACCUAGAGCGUAACAUACUCGUUAGCAUCGAAUGCUACCAGGUGGCACUGUCAGGCCUUCGCAGCAAAACCGAAGAAGGCAACAUCUACAAACGCCUCGGCAAUUCAAGCAACGAGCUCGGUGUGUUCUACAUGAACACCGCUAUGUCAAUGAUCAAUGACACAGCAAACGAACCCGUCCUGCGCUGCUUGGAAGAGCUGUGGAAGAAGUCGGGAGCACGUCUGUCCUGCGGCAUAGAGGCAUUCGAUAAGAUCGGUGACAGUGUCAACGUUGGGCUGGUGAAUGCAAACCUUGGUCGCCUGAUGCGCCUGUGCGCGCAGUCGCAUGCCGAGCUGCAGGGAGGAGGGCGGGAAUUCACGCCACAGGAGCGACACUGUUACCUUAAGGCUGCAAGUUAUUACCUCACGGCAAGGGAAAAGCUGCAGAGUCGCGAGGCGUGCACCGACAUCUGGGAUUCGAUAUCCUGGGAGCUCUCAAGCACCUACUUCAACAUGGCAACACAGUUGCAGGACUACGCACCUCUCUCUAGUCAUUCCCGCGAAGAGGUGGAGAAAGAGGUGACCGACUGCAUGACAAAGGCCCUGAAAUACUGUGAUCUCGACACACAAACGGCUCAGCUGCCUGUGAGGCAGUACAGAGGUGCCACUAUUCAACACAGACUUGCCUCACUCUACCACAAUGCUUUCAGAGGCCAGCUUCCCGAUUGCAGACGAGUGAGCAGCGGAGGAAGCACCUGCGCACGCUGGCAGAGCUUCACUAUGGUCGUGCGGUGACGCUGUUCCAGCAGCUGGAGCAGCCGUGUGAGCUGGUGCGCAUCCAGCUGGAGAGGAUCGCUCUGUGCGAGUUCACCCC